Messenger RNA from Physcomitrium patens, 3347 nucleotides. RefSeq names its product vacuolar fusion protein MON1 homolog. Lineage: Eukaryota; Viridiplantae; Streptophyta; Bryopsida; Funariales; Funariaceae. The record is from RefSeq and is a predicted model, not a curated record. Gene Ontology annotation, biological process: vesicle-mediated transport; protein targeting to vacuole.
GUUUUUGCGUUGCUGUUACGAGUGGGGUCGAAGCGUUUUUUUUGUUUUGUUUUGUAUUUUGGGUGCUUACUAGGGUGUCAUUCUGUGCUAGAUAGAGGAGGCUCUGUGAUGGUCUGCUGAAUCGAGGAGGGUAUUUCAUGGCUUGCUGAAUCUUUCUCCAGUCGUUUCGAUCAGUCGGCCAAUUCUCGGCCCUCUUUUUGGGGUUUCGUCUGUCGUGUGGGUAGUUUGGGGUGGAGCUGCAUUCUGUGGUGCAUUACAGCUAUGGGAUUUUCUGUGUUUGUGAGAAUGCCUGCCAGGUUGCAAGUGCCGUGGCCUGGUUGAGACCAGAAGUUGGCUCAUGCGUACUCGUUAGGAAUGUUAGUCGUUGUUUCGCUCCUUAUUGCAGAGGUUUUGGAUUUUCCACGCCAAUGCUGGAUUCCUCCUGGUAGCUUUUCUGACAACGAAGUGAUUGCAUGGUAUCUUGACACUGGACAACUGGUUUAGAUCGUUGAUCGUUGAGGCGAAUUUUCUUUCGGGGGAAGAAUUAGUCGGAAUUAUGAUGUUAGUUGUUUAAAAACUAACCUAAGAAUUAGUUAGAUUUGAAUCUAGGAUCUAAUUAGGUCAAAUGUGAUUCGUACGAACAGACGUUUAGGGCUAAUUCCCUGUAGGAGAUCAGAAGGAUUUCUUAUUUUUCCUUCCAAGUCGCCGUGUUGUAUGUUCCUAUUCAUUUAUGAAGCGAGUGUGCAGAAUUUUUUGACGGGAUUUUAUGUAACUUCAUCUGUUACCUCAAAAUUCUGUUUAGCGAGGGUUUAGUUAGAAGUCACUGAACUUCUUGCCAUGUCUCGAAUGCUUCUGCGAGUCCAUUCUCUCUGUUUCCAAAGUUCGUUUUUUUAUCUUUUAUCUUUUUUCUUUUUUCUUCUUUUGUUCCCGAUUGUAAUAACCUAUCAAAUUUCGGCCCUGGAAACUUAAGAUGUGUUUUUGGGGGAUGUCGUCCCAGGUGUCGUCAGUGACAGAGCUCUUAAGACAUGAGAUGAAUAAUACUACAAUUCAGGAGAUGCAAAGCGACAUUGAAGAGCUCUUCGAUAAUGAAGGUGAACGCCCAUGUUAUUUGUCAGAUGAGACACAUUCUGAGACCGUGAAUGGAGCAAAAAACUCGGAUUUGGAAGCUGACAAUGCGGCUAAGCUUUCAGACCUAGACGUAAGUGGCAAUACACAACAGGAUUCAACCCAUGAUCUCAGCAAGGGGUCCUCUGCACCUAAACGCAUGGUGGAGGAAGUACCGGGAUUGGCACUUUUGGUUACUGAUGUUACAGAUGGAGAUGCUUUGUCCGAAGAUGCUAUCCAUGAUGGCUCCGUGAGUCUAAGCAGUAGCCGUGACGGAACUAGUGGUUACUUAGCAGGCAGUGGCAGUAGUACUGCUAGUGUCUGUAGUGCGAGUGGAGGCGAUGAAAAAGCUGAUCGAAUACCGAUUCAGGAGUCCAUACAUCUGGAAAGGCGAACUUGGAUUCCUGGAAAGCGUCAUCCAGAAGAGGAUGACACGUCCCCUUCGUGGCGAAAACACAAAAAACAUUUCUUUAUUCUUAGUAAUGCAGGAAAACCGAUAUAUUCUAGAUACGGGGAUGAGCACAAGCUUGCAGGUUUCUCAGCGACAUUGCAAGCUAUCAUGUCUUUUGUUGAAAACAGUGGAGACACGAUUCGAUUUGUAAAAGCUGGUGACUACCAGAUAGUCUUUUUGGUGAAGGGUCCACUUUACCUGGUGGCAAUCAGUGCUACUGAAGAGCCUGAGCAGGUUAUCAGGUGGCAGCUAGAGCUGCUACAUGCUCAGCUCAUUCUGAUUUUGACCAAGGGUGUGGAGAAAUGCUUUAUGAAAAACUCUAAGUUUGAUAUGCGCCCUUUGCUUGGUGGGACGGAUUCGGUGUUUUCUCAUCUUAUCCAUGCAUUCAGCUGGAAUCCUGCUACUUUCUUACGUGCGUACACUUGCCUUCCUCUUCCUUAUGUUAUUCGGCAGGCGGCUGCUGCUGCCCUUCAAGACAUACCUGAUUCUGGUGCUUUGUUCUCUCUUCUAAUGAGUGGUUCCAAGGUUAUAAGCCUUGCGACUCCUCGCAAAAGUUCCCUCUCUCCAAAUGAUAUCUUCCUUCUCAGCAACUAUGUGUCCUCCUCUGACUCUUUCAGAACAACGGAGUCGUUUUUUCCCGUCUGUCUACCAGGAUACAAUCCAACAGCAUUUCUUUAUGCAUAUGUGCACUAUCUAAACAACGACACAUGCCUGUUCCUUCUAACUGCCGAUCCAGAAGGAUUUUUCCGACUUCAGGAGUGCAGAGCACGGAUUGAAACCCUUCUGCGAGAAACCGAUGUGCUAGCCGAGGUUGCGAAUGCAGUGCGACGUGGAGGCUUACGUGUCGAGCAUUUGCUGGAGCCAAGGGCCUUACCUCUUUUGCUGGAUUCAAACACGAGUUCUAUUCUUGGCUCCUAUGGUGAUCAUGAAGUACAUGGACCAGGGGGAGUUGACAUGCUGGGUCUUGUAGGAACUGGGGGGCCUGCAGGACUUAGGCACUUUGUGUAUAAAACCAACUUCUUGGAUCAGUAUGUGGCUUCAGAAUUUUCUCCCCCACUACAUAUUCCUAGUGCGCAGAAAAGAUUGUACAGGGCAUAUCAGAAGCUACACACGUCGAUGCAUGGCACCGGAGCAGCAGGACCACACAAGAUGCAAUAUCGACGCGACGAUCACCACGUGUUUUUGUCUUGGAGAACUUCAGAUUUUGAGCUUCAUGCGGCUUUCGAUCCACUAGCAGACAAGAACUCUGCCGUGGCGGUGUGUAAUCGGCUUUGCCAAUGGCUACGUGAUUUGGAAAGUGAUAUCUUCUUCCUGGGAGGAACUCCUUUAAGUUGGUGGUGCUAAAUAGUUAAUAAUGGUUUAGAGGUGUAGCAAUCGUUGCAUUAUUUAGUAUCGAAGCGAUUUUUGAUGUUUUGUACAAGUUGUUAAAAGAUUACAAACCAGAAGAAGGUGGCAUCAAAUAGGAGCAAGUCUAUAUCUCCUUACAAAUUUUAUUCGCGGCUCAAAAAAUAUCUUACAAAACAUGUCCCUUCAAUUUAUUUGGUGGAGUUAGAAGAGCCAAUCACAAUCAUUAUAUCUUCAUGUAUAUAGCUACAGAAAGCUGAAAACAAAUAAAAACACAUGUCGACAUGAGGUCUAAAAUGUCAAUACAGAAGUUACAAUAUUAUUUGAGGUUGCUAGCAUUGUUAAAGUAGGAUUCUACAAUAAAAUUCAGUGCCACAUCUUAGCAGUUCAGAUAUAAUGUUCUUUUUUCAGGAGCUCAAGAUACUGUAACGGAAAAUAUGGCAAUGGAAAAUAGAUUGUUUUUGGUGCA